CCGUGCGGUAAAGAAGAGAAAUAAAUACAUAGAUUUUUAUAAAUUAAAUAACACGACAUUUAUUAAUUAAUAUUUGUUUUCAACGAAAAAUAAAAUGAGUUGUGGAUCAUCAACAUUAAAGUUUACACUAUUUAUAUUAAAUAUUCUAUGUUGUAUAUUUGGAGUUUUAACACUCUCCGCUUGUACGUAUGCUCUAAUUGAAUUCAAUGGAAGUGAAGCUAUUAAAAUACCAUGUAUAGUUGGAAUUGUUCUGAGUUCCAUUCUAUUUUUGAACAGUAUUUUGGGAUGCUGUGGCAUUACACGCAAUUCAAUUCGUGUUACCUGGAUAUACACCAUAGUAAUGUUACUUUUGCUGUUGGGUCAAAUAGCUAUGAUAUUUUUGGAUCCAGUUAAUUUUAGUAAUAUUGCCAAUGAAAUAAUUAAUCUUGUGUGGAAUUCCAAUAUGGCAAAUGAUUUUAAAAUGGCGAUGUAUGAAAUAAAGUAUGAAUGUUGCGGUAAAUUUGGACCAAAUGACUAUACAUCAGCUGAUCUCGCAAUACCACUAAGUUGUUAUCUUAACAGCAACAAUACAAUUGAAACGAAUCUAUUUACCACGGGCUGUGUUACCAAGCUAACGGAUAUGUAUUCAAUAAAUCAAAGAAUUGAAGAAAUAUCUGAUUGGACAUUAGUUGGACUAGAGGGUGCCUCAGCAUUUGUGGCUGCUAUACUAACAAUUAGUUUGAAAAAUAUUCAAAGACGUAAACUAUAUCAUUAAUACGAGUAAAUAAAAGAGGAACAUUGUUAAUAGACGUGCCAUAUUUGUGGAAAAACAAAUUAUGUAUAACCGUAUUCCUGAAAAUUUCAGUAUUUUUAUUGUUUAACUAUAAAAUAUAUCAAUUGUAAAUAAUUUUUGAAAUUAAUAGAAACAAAUAUUUAUUUAAAUUUAUU
This is a messenger RNA of Calliphora vicina (urban bluebottle blowfly), 927 nucleotides long. RefSeq names its product Tetraspanin 42Eq (gene Tsp42Eq). Gene Ontology annotation, cellular component: membrane. The coding region runs from base 95 to 754 and encodes 219 amino acids. The record is from RefSeq and is a predicted model, not a curated record. The transcript is spliced from 5 exons. Lineage: Eukaryota; Metazoa; Arthropoda; Insecta; Diptera; Calliphoridae.